AUGCCUUCCUCUCAACCCUUUAGCCAUGGAGCUCUUCGUGACUCCUGGCCACCUACUCAAAUCAGAAUCGACCAUGGCGACUUCCACGAUGUUGACCUAUCCCACAUCGACCAAGACCCUCUCACAUACUUCCUCACGCCCACACCUGCCGCCGAUGCGCUUGACGACGACGACAUGGAUUUCGACAUGGAUUUCGACGCUGGUAUUGAGGACACCAAACACCCGGCGCCCAUCGUGAGAAGCGUCAGCCCAUCCAGCCUCGGUGGCCUCAGCCUCCCGCCCCCUCGGCCACCAACACCACCCAGGUCGUCGUCGACUCCCGAGCUCGACUUUGACGGGUACCCGACCCCUGAUGACAAGGAAGACUAUAUGCAUCUCGCGGCCGCCGCAUUCAAUUUGCCUGUUCUCCGCCUGAAGGACCUGACCAAGAAGCCCAAGAUGAGGUCCCGUCCAAACAUUAGCAGCAGCAACAGCCGCCCCAGCAGCAGACUGGACAACUACAGGGACAGUCACUCGACGACCGACUACGACCUGCCCCUGACACCUCCCUCUCCGUCUUACAGCCACUUCGCCAACCGCGGUCGACCAGUGACCCGACCUAGUCCGCGAACCGGCAUGACCAGACCAUUCCGUCGGUCACCGCACUCUUGGCGGGAGCCCAGCCCGGAUGUUUGGGCUAUCGAGGAGGAGACGGAUGAGGAGCUUCACGACAGCGAGAUGGGUGACAGUCACCACGCGGAGCACAAGUAUGCUGGUGCUAGGAACAUUGAGUCACCGUCGACGGCUUCGUCAAAGGGAAGAAGAGGGUUCGGUUUGCGCUGCCCUUCGAGCAGUGAUUCAUUUCAGCUUAUGUGUUUCGUUGGAGGACCUCAUCUCAUCACCUCCAUUUUUUAA
Sordaria macrospora k-hell is the source of this 894-nucleotide messenger RNA. RefSeq lists its product as uncharacterized. The record is from RefSeq and is a predicted model, not a curated record. NCBI's taxonomy places the organism in Eukaryota, Fungi, Ascomycota, Sordariomycetes, Sordariales, Sordariaceae.